Messenger RNA from Clunio marinus, 2748 nucleotides. NCBI's taxonomy places the organism in Eukaryota, Metazoa, Arthropoda, Insecta, Diptera, Chironomidae. The record is from the annotation of a GenBank genome assembly.
ACUGGAGGUUCCGAAAAACUAAUUAAAAGUGUGAAAUUGUUUACUAAAUUUAAUGACAUCGAUAAUAAUAACAGGUUUUUAUACAACACAACUGGCCAAGGAAUUGAAAAAUAUCUUAAUUACAAAGAUGUUUAUGGUUUGCGUUAUUCGCCAUCAGAAAACCCCAUCAAAAAGCAUAGCAAUGAAGAUGAAUUACUGUCAUUACAAAGCACAGCUCCUAACAUGAAUGAUAAUGAGACCAAAACAACUAAUGAAGAACUUUUGUCGAGUAGUGUUGAAAGUGAAAUCUUAGUACAAAGUGAAUCAAAUGUAGUUACAUCGUCUCAAAAUUUUGAAAACGCAAAUAGUUUCACAUUUGAGCAAAUUGAAGAGUUCACAGACGAGAGUAAAAAUCAUAUAAUGAGACCUAAUCAUAGAGUUGAAUAUGCUCUUGGGUUUUUAGCUGAAAAACUAAAGAAACUUAUUAAGUUUAGCAAAGAUAAGUCACAACCCGAAUCUGAACUUACUCCACAUCUCACAACACUUGGGAGAUUUUUGAAUCUGUUCACUUUAAUUCAGUUUGAGAAUAUUCCUUGUCUUACAGCGAAAAAGCCAUUGAGACAAUUUAGUGGAACAUGUUAUAGCGAGGCAAAUUGUUUAAAUUUAGGAGGAAUCAUAAUCGAUCGUUGUGCAAAUGAUUUUGGUGUUUGCUGUGUUUUUAAGGGCGGGUGUAACUCAGUGACUCAACAGAAUGUAACAUAUUUUGAGAGCCCAAAUUUUCCAUUAGGAUCAAGAGCAAACCUUGGAACCUGCACUUUAACACUUCUUGUUGCAAGGAACGUAAAGCAAGUUCUUGUUGAGUUUUUGUUUUUUGAACUUUUGCCACCAAUAGAUGGUAACUGUCUUGAAGAUAGAUUUGUUGUAUUAGGUCAAGCAACAAACAACAUUAUUCCUGAGAUUUGUGGAUUAGCAACUGGUCAACAUAUAUUUAUUGACGUUGAAGAUUCAGAGAGAAUUUUAUUUAAUGUUUUGACACAGACAAAAGCUGAUAGAGCAUUUAGUAUUAAAAUAACACAGCUUAAAAAUAAUCUAGCACCACAGGGAUGCCUUCAAUAUCAUACAAACAAAAACGGUAUAAUAAAAUCUUUUAAUUAUGAUGACCACUCACGGAUUCAAUUGCUUCGACGUCCAAGUUACUUUAAUAACUUGAAUUAUUCAAUAUGUAUUAAAAGGGCAGUUGGUCAUUGCAAGAUUAUUUAUACAAACGAGCUGAAAGGAAAGGAAGAUCUUUUUGAGUUAAGAAAUCUUGAUGAAAAUGGAAAUAUACUUUCAGGUGAAGGGAAUGCAGGAGCCGAGAUAUUUAGCACAAUUAACAAAGGUUAUCAAAUAAAAGUAGAUACUGAUAACGUCAUAGAACCCGAUUUCUCGCUACCUGAAAAUCUUUUCGACAAAUCAAAUAUCAAAACAAUUUACAAAAAUAAAAAUCCGAAAUAUGACCGAAUUAAAAGCAAGAUUUUAAAAAAUUUCAUACCAUGUGAUGCAAAAGAAAGAAACUACAGCGAGCUAUGGGAGGAAGUAAAUUCGUGGGUUAACAAUAACGAAAUUUAUGGGCAGUAUGAUCAGUCAAUGUGCCAGGCAUUGAAAGCCUUAGAAAAUGUAACUAUUAUAGCAGCCACAAAUUCUCACCGUGGAACACAACUUAAGCUUGAUUUACUAAUAGAGGGCAAUCAAACAGUUUUCUUUAAACCAGCUUGGUAUGAUAGGCAUCAAAUUAUCGAAGGUCCAAUAUAUUCAGGAAAAGAUCGACACAAUUCAGAAAUUAUUGCUUUUUAUUUGGGGGCUUUGCUCGAUAUUCGAUGGACGCCUAUCGCUGUUGGACGUUCCAUAAAUUUGAAGGAUGUUUGGACGGUUGGCGACAAAGAACUUCAAGAAUCGAUGCUAGUUAAGAAAAAUGAGUCCAGACUUUGUUUGUACGGGAAAUGCUACUAUUGCAAGAAAUCUGAAGUUGUUUGUGGAAACAGAACCCAUUUCAUUGAGGGAGUAAUUUUGUUUAAAAUUCCAGGACCGCUGGUUAAACAAAAAUCUCCUUGGCAACGAACAUAUAAGGAGGGAAAAAAAGCAUUAUGGCAAAAGAAAAGUGAAGAUAAUUAUUGUAACUUAGUAAAAGAAAAAUUAUCAAAUUCUCGAAUUCUGGACCUUAUUGAUGCGGCUAUUUUCGAUUUCUUAAUUCAAAAUGGUGAUCGUCAUCACUAUGAAACAAGGAUGAAUCGAGUUGUUCUGAUUGACAACGGGAAAGGUUUCGGAAACCCAUAUGAUGAUUUCAUUGAUAUUUUAGCGCCUUUGUACCAGUGUUGCAUUAUCCGAAAAACGACUUAUAGCCGAUUGUUGGUUUUCACCGGUGGAUCGUUAACGGAAAUCCUUAAACAAUUAACUAAAAAUGAUCUCCUUUAUCCAAUUUUAACUGAAAGUCAUUUUGCAGCUCUUGAAAGACGACUAUUGAUUACAUUUAGUGUUAUUGAAUUUUGCAGGAACCUUCACGGAAAUCAAAUUUUUCGCUAAUUUUAAAAUUUAUUUUAAAUAAAAGAUAUCUAAUUACCAACAUACCUACUUAUUAUCAGGAUAUAUUUUAUACCUUGAUUAUCUUUUCUUGUCGUGUUUAUUUUACGUGCUUUUUAAAAAACAAAGUUUUCAUGAUCGUCUCACUCGCUUCUCAUGAUUUUAUCACUUCAAUUAACUUUUAAGAAAUAAUUAAGUUUGUAAUCAUAGGUG